AGGCACGAUAUAGUAGAUUAUCUGUUGGCCAUGGAAGAUAUCCAAAUCAACAGACAAACCUACCCGGGAGAUACCCCUCUUCUCCUAGCGUCUUCGAACGGACACUACGAUAUGGCCAAAAAACUGAUUGAAGCAGGCUGCGACGUGAACCUGGCCAACGUCAAGCAACAGACGCCGCUGCAUGUGGGCAUUCGCCACCCCAACAUAACACAACUUCUGAUAGAGAGCGGAGCCCACUUGGAUGCCUUGGAUUACUGCAACGAAACCCCCUUGUUUGAAACCAUCCUGGAGAACUGCCUUGAAACGUUUUGUAUGUUGCUCUGUUACAAUGCCGAUCCUAAUGUAUAUUCAGAGAAUGGUAUCACUCCUUUUAUGAAAGCUAUCAUUUCGGAGAAUACGGAUAUGCAGGAGUUUCUACUAGAAUACGUUACGGAUUUCCAUGCUCGUACAGCCAACUUUUUUAUAGCAGAAGGUAUGACUGUACUGAAUCUCGCGAUAACCCACGAAUGCCCAUUGGUCGAGGAAAUCAUCCGUAGAGGCGCCAACGUCAACUACCCCGUCCACCCCGAUUUGAACACCUUCUCCCUAUGCCUUCGAGUACCCAACCUGAACAAGUUCAGAGUGAUCUGGAAGGACUUCAAAUACCAGAAAAUGACGAUGAGCCUCAUCAGGUUCAUUGUAGAAAUACUAGACGACGCUUACGUUUACGAUUAUAUACAAAUAAUCUUCGAAAGUGGUAAUAUCGAUCCUCUAUUUGAAGAUUUCGAAUUGUUGCCGUAUUUGGAAUUUGUAAAGUCCCAACCCAAUCCUAUGGUAUAUUUUGAAAUGACAUUAGAUAUUAUUUAUUUGUAUUUGUGUUACGGUCAUAUCCUGUUGAAUUCGGAAGUGAGUUGUGUAUAUGAUCUUUAUGGUCAUCGUACUGACGUGAUGAGGAUUUGCCUCCAUAUGGAUAUUAGAUACAUGUAUGAUGUGGAUACGACUAAAACUCUAGCUCGAGUUUUAUAUGACACCGAUUUGAAAAUAUCACAGUUUAAAAAAUAUUUCAUCCCUUUAGUAUUAGAAUAUGAUGUGGAUAGCGCCAAAAGGUUUGAGCCGUAUUUUAGAAUAAACAGGGAUUGGAUUAAAUAUCCCUAUCGCUUAGAUCCAGAGAAGCAAUUUUUGUGUGGUGUUCCGUCGUUAUUGGAACUUUCCAGAAACAAAACUAGAGACUAUAUAAUUAAGAAAUUCAGAUUUUAUAGCUCGCAUACGACUAUAUACGGAUGUAAAUUAUAUUUUUUGUAUUUGAAUUGUUUGAAUAUACCGAAAAUUUGUAAAGAUAUCUUGUCAUUUCAGCAGCCCGUUUAUUGCUCUUAAGUGUGUACAAGAUUUCUCAAAAAUACCAAAGAAACUCG
Molecule: messenger RNA, 1391 nt
Organism: Sitophilus oryzae (rice weevil)
Lineage: Eukaryota; Metazoa; Arthropoda; Insecta; Coleoptera; Curculionidae
Exons: 2
Coding region: 31-1353 (440 amino acids)
Molecular function (GO): protein binding
Source: RefSeq, a predicted model, not a curated record